AUGGCUGACCAGCAAACCUGGCAGCGCCGUGUGCGCCGCCUGCUGCUAUUGACGGGCAGUCUCAGCACCGUGUACUUUUUCCUGAACUAUUUGGUGGGAAGGAUGCGCGAUGCUAGAGUCAAGUCCUUGAAAGAGAGAAGAGAGCGAGAAAUGCUGAAAGCGCACUUCAACUCUCUUCUUUCGACCAUCAGCUUCACCUUGUAUGCGUUACUUCCAACAGUUGAGCCCCAACUCUUUGUCGAGUAUCCUGUCGAGGCCACAAGUCAAGCUCUGCAGGCGAAGGUUCGGGGAAGUGCGUCCCCAGCCGACACCGGAACGACCGAGCCUACCCCUGGGUCGACACCGGCCGAUUCCCUGCUCUUGGAUCCCAACGACAACCCCAGCCAGGAUCAAUCUGCUUUCACAGUUCCUGCUGCUCCCAACAUUCCUUCAAUUUCGACGUCCGGAGACCAAGAGUCGUCUCCGGCGAAGCAUUUGCCUUCCCAGUCGUCUUCCAACGACAACUCCUCCCCCUCUGCCUCCUCCAACGUACCCCUUCCAUCGGACUCAAGCAUCGACGACAGGCACAACCUCGUGCAGUCUCUCGCCUCCGUCGGAACGACCGGUGAUGCCUCCGAGUCGUGGGCGUCGGAGUUCAGCCGCGAUAACGAUGACGACGUUCUGACCGCCUCCACCACGAGCCAGCCGAUUUCUCUGCCACCGACCGACACAAGCAGUGUCAUGCCGAGUCCCUUUUCUGACAUCUCCCGUCUGGACUCGAGUCCGCCCGCCAGGAUUGAGCGCAUCGAGCAGAGAAUCGACCCUCGGACCAAGAAGCAGCUCUGGAAGGACCUCAAGACUCAAAGUUUGUCGCGUGCCUUCGUUACCGUCUACCUCGUUCCGCUCAUCUAUCUGCUUACCUCGUCUCAAUUGACGAUUCUCGCCCGAACCCGUUAUCUCACCGACGUAAAGACUUCGAAUGCCCAGCGUGAGGUCGAGCGGGAGCAGCGGACUGCAGCCCGUAAGCGAUCAUCGCUGUUCAACUACUUUUCGGUCGAGUCUAUGGGUCUGAGCGACUACGUUGAACGCGGCGCCAACGCUGGCGCGUCUCUGGUCCCUUCGUUUGUCAAGGGCUGGUUUGCUCCCCAGAACAACAACACCGUCCCGGCUCUGACCCCUGAGGCUCUUGCUCUCCGUGAGCAGCAGCUCGAAGAGGAACGUGCCGAGGCCGAGCGUCUGUUCCUGACCUAUUCCUGGUGGCUCCUCCACGAGGGUUGGCGCACGAUCAGCACUCGUGUGGAAACGUCCGUUAAUCACGUUUUCGGCGGGGUCCCUCUCAAGCGCGAAAUCACCCCUGAGACCUGGGCCGAGCUCGUCCGCGAGAUUAGAGCACUCGUCGAGACGGACGUGCCUGAAGAUGAGGACGAGAACCACAGCAAGCCCUCGGGCCACUCGAAGCCCCGACUCUUCGACUUCACCCCACUUGUUGUUCCGCCCACGCCUUUGCCGCCCACGUACAACGAGUGCCCGCUGCCGGUGACGCCCGAGGGCAGGUACCUGCAGUCGCUCCUGGACCAGACGCGCGAGCACGUCGGUAGUGCCGACGCUCGCCUUCUCCUGGACCGCGGAGUAUCGGCCAUGUUCUCGAGCCUGUCCGACAGCCUCUUUGCCGACGGACAGAGCCGGCGCCUUGCUGAGCUCUUGCCCGAGCUGAACGCAUGGUCGCGCGGAGUCUGGGAGGGUGUCCCUGACGGAGGGGUCGAGUCGCUGCUCUCCCUUCCCGAGUUCGAGGCCUUCACGGCUCUCAUCUUUGGUGACUGGGCCCCCAGGGAUGACGGGUCCGCCGACGUUGCGGUGGCCUGUUCGCAGUGA
Messenger RNA from Trichosporon asahii var. asahii CBS 2479, 1851 nucleotides. Its product is annotated as Pex3p. Gene Ontology annotation, cellular component: peroxisomal membrane. NCBI's taxonomy places the organism in Eukaryota, Fungi, Basidiomycota, Tremellomycetes, Trichosporonales, Trichosporonaceae. Gene Ontology annotation, biological process: protein import into peroxisome membrane. The transcript is spliced from 3 exons. Bases 1 to 1851 code for a protein of 616 amino acids. The record is from RefSeq and is a predicted model, not a curated record. Gene Ontology annotation, molecular function: protein-macromolecule adaptor activity.